Plenodomus lingam JN3 is the source of this 231-nucleotide messenger RNA. Lineage: Eukaryota; Fungi; Ascomycota; Dothideomycetes; Pleosporales; Leptosphaeriaceae. The record is from RefSeq and is a predicted model, not a curated record.
AUGAAACUAUCCACAACCUCCAUCAUCCUCUGCCUUUCCAGCGCCUGCGCCGCCGGCGUAGUAGCCCCUCGUGCUGGCGCAAUACCUGACGUCCUAACCCACUCCAGCACUGCACCCAUAGGUCUGGCACCCCCGGUUGGUGUGCACAGGGAACUCAAAGAUGGCAGUGCGAUUCAGUUAGUAACCCCCUCCACCCGCGUACACUGUAUAUACGACAUCGUAAUUACAUGA